Molecule: messenger RNA, 2454 nt
Organism: Diorhabda carinulata
Lineage: Eukaryota; Metazoa; Arthropoda; Insecta; Coleoptera; Chrysomelidae
Gene: CkIIbeta
Product: casein kinase II subunit beta
Exons: 6
Coding region: 303-968 (221 amino acids)
Cellular component (GO): protein kinase CK2 complex; cytoplasm
Molecular function (GO): protein kinase regulator activity
Source: RefSeq, a predicted model, not a curated record
AUUCAAAUUCGUAAUUUAAAAAUUCGAGGUAAACCUUCAUUCAAAUAAAACAAUCAAAUGAUUAAUUAAAUAUUAUGACAUGCAAGAAGUCGUAUUGAUAUUUUUAACAUCAAAUUAUUUAUUAUCAUAGUUAAACCGCCAUUCAAACUUAAUACGUAAUUUGGAGUUUGUGUUGGACAUGUUUUAAAUUUGCCUCUUAAAUUUUAGUACACCGCUUCGAGCUGUAGAUGACUGUCUAGUCGAUUUCCUUUCGCGUAGAUGAAGUUAACGUAAGCGUGGCUAAUCAAGGUACAAAGAGAAAAAUGAGCAGCUCAGAGGAGGUAUCGUGGAUUUCUUGGUUUUGUGGAUUACGGGGAAAUGAAUUUUUUUGCGAGGUUGACGAAGAUUAUAUACAGGAUAAAUUCAAUCUUACAGGAUUAAAUGAACAAGUGCCACAUUAUAGACAAGCUUUAGAUAUGAUUUUAGAUUUGGAACCAGACGACGAAUUAGAUGAUAAUCCAAACCAAUCUGACUUAAUCGAACAGGCUGCAGAAAUGCUUUACGGUUUGAUUCAUGCUAGGUAUAUAUUAACGAAUCGAGGUAUCGCCCAAAUGAUAGAAAAAUAUCAAUCUGGAGAUUUCGGUUAUUGUCCUAGAGUUUAUUGUGAAUCACAGCCUAUGUUACCCUUAGGUUUAUCUGAUGUCCCGGGUGAGGCUAUGGUAAAAUCUUACUGUCCAAAAUGUAUGGACGUAUAUACACCAAAAUCAUCUAGACAUCACCAUACGGACGGUGCUUAUUUUGGUACUGGUUUUCCUCAUAUGUUAUUUAUGGUACAUCCUGAAUAUAGACCUAAACGUCCUACAAAUCAAUUUGUUCCUAGGUUAUUCGGCUUCAAAAUUCAUCCUCUGGCAUAUCAGCUUCAGCAACAAGCUGCCUCGACGUUCAAGACCCCAUUGAGGACUCUCAACUUCAACAACGGCAAACGUUGAAAACCAAAAUCUUGAACACUUAUUAAAUUAUAACCGAGUGGUCUGUACAAUAUAGUUUAAAUGGUUUUUUUUUGAAGGAAUUACAUUUUUCUGUUGAGUGUUUUUCUUGUUUUCUAGUUAAUGUAUAAUUUUUAUUUGUAAGUGUACGUUGAACAUUCUCGCAAUAUCAUUUCCAAUAAACUGUACAGUAAACGAGAUAUAUUCCUUCAGUGAUGGUAAAAUUUUGCAGUUUUACUAGAAGUUAGGUAAAUUUUCACCAGUUUAAAUACACUGAAAAAAAUAUGUGGUGCUACCCGAUGAAUAUUGGAAGAUAUUGAUGCUUGGUAUGCCCGGAUAAUAUUUUUUUGAACCUACGAUGACAAUUUUUGGUUUUCGAUAAAUGUUAUCUUCUCUCUGGUGAAACACAUCCAUUUUGGUGUAUUUUUUUCACCAAAUCUCCAAUGCUAGUUCUCCAAUUUGAUUUCUGGAGUUGAAAUUGGUAUCCCAUCAACUUAUAAGUUACCAUUACGGUAUAAAACUAAAUUUUAGCUCUCUAAUUCUAGUUUUUGUUCCAUUUCUGGAUGCAAUAGUAUUUCAUUCUCAAUACUAGCUCUUACUGCUUGGUCCUUUUGUGAUUUCGUGAUGCAGUAUUGAAAAUUCAGCAAGUUGAUACCUUUUAGACUGUUAUUAAGGUCUAGAGCUCAAUUCCAGCUCUCAUAGCUUGAUCCUUUUCGAUCUACGGAUGCAGUAUCCAGAAUUCAGAAUUCUGAGAGCUCCUAGGUUGACAUUAAGUUCAAUUCAAGUUCAAAAUGGUUAUUCCUCUUUGGUAUCUGGAUGCAGUUUCCAGAAUUCAGGACCUUGAGAGUUCCUAUGUUGUCAUUUAGCUCAAUUUAAUUGAGAAUUCAGCAAAUUUGGAGCCGAUGCACCAUCAUUAUGGUAUCUAGCUCAACCUCUUCCAUUUUCUAACGCAGUAAUCACAAUUUGGAACCUAUAAAGCUCCUAAUUUGUCAUUUGGGUCAAUUUAAUUGAGAAUUCAGCAAAUCGGGAGCCGAUGCAUAAUCAUUAUCGACCGAUAAUCAAAAAGAGCCAGUGCUUCGGUUAGAAUGCAUUUAAACUUAGAUCUGACUCAGAUUGUGAUCGUGAAAUAAUAAAUGUGCUUCGUUGGUCUUAUAUUUCAGUGGGAAAUCGAAGUUACCAACAGUCUCUGCUCUAAUUUCUAGUAAAAUUUCAAAGCUUUUCAAUGAUAAAAAAAUUCCAUCGGACAAAACUAAAUAGACCAGCCGAAAUUAUUUUUUUAAUAGGUAGAAUUUAGUAUAAUUAUUUAUGUUUGUUACGAGCUACCUUGUUCUCAAUAUACAGAGUGUUUCACUAUUACGUACCGCCAUGUGUGUUAAUAGCAAAUCUGUUUUCCGAUGAUUCGAAAAUGCUUUUAUUUUUGUUUUAAUAGGUCAAUUGAUAUUGGAUAGCUCUGUAAGAAAUUUUAAGUUUAAGUAAAUUAUACACUGAA